UUGUUCCGCGCGACAUCGGUCAAGCUUUGUUUUUAUUCGAUCUCUAUUUUGGAUUGAGAAUCAGUGUAAAUUGUGAUCUGUAAUCGAAAUAAACAUUGUACUCGUAGUGUUUCGCAUGUAUUAUGAAAUAGCCGUGACAUCAUGAGGCGAGGUCAUUCAGGCAUUGGUGGGUGGCGGAAUGAAAAUACUAGACAUUUUAGGCCUAGAAGUGGCGGGCAGAUGCAUUAUAGACCUCCACGAACUUUCGGUUUGCUCGACACACCAAGAUUCGCGCCACCUGGUUCGCGAUUUAAAGAAAUACCGCCAUUCAAUACUCGGCCCGAGACAAACUAUCACACUUCUGAACACCAUGACAGAAAUAAAUUCAGGAUAAAGAACCUACCAAAUCACCAAAGACUUGAACGGGACCAUCAUGGUCAUAGAGGAAACUACCCCCAUAUUCCAAGACGACAUGGUGACAGAACUAACUACUCUCAAUAUCAAGAAACAAGAAGUUUUCAUGAAGAUGUUCAAUUGGAACCUUAUCUUGUAAAUAGUAUGGGAGAUGUUGACCAUAGACAACUGAUGACUACUCCCAAACCACGGGAGCCAUUCAGACAUCAUAGAGUGCCAGAUUGGUACAAUGAAAACAAACGAAGCUAUUAUGAUGAGGAAAAACAAAACAAAUAUAACAACAGACCUGACCUAGCCGAAAGUGGUAAAUUGCCCACAUCAGACUAUAUAGGACAUAGACCACCCUCCUCUGAUCAUUAUGGUGGAAACCCUGGUUCAGCUAUUGAUAAUUCCAAUAGUUUCAGCCGUUCAGUUGAUGACACUGUUGAUCUUGUUAGGAAACGCUUGCUGAAUAGAAAUGAACCUCAACAUCAUUCAGGAAACGAACCAAUUGACCAAAAUCAAGAACAUCAUGAGAUCGGGGAUCAUGACAGCAGCUAUCAAAACACUCGAGAGGCACCCACCAAGAAAAGGGUGCAAAGGCAAAAACAAAAUGUGAAAAAUAAUUGUUACAAAAUUAAAAACAAAAUUGUACAUCAAUUAUUUAAAAUGGAUAAAGACAAAAUUCACAAACUGAUGGACAACCCCAGUUCGUCUACAAAGUUUGAAUAUGCCAUAAGCAGCUUAAUUACUGAGUCUCAAAACAGUUUAAACAGACACCUUAGGUCUGUAGCUGAGAAGUCACUUACCACCUCUAGUGACUUCAUAAAUAAUGAUAACAACACUAUUUACGAAGACACAUUUAUGAAACAAAUGCAGUGUAUUUUGGACCCACAGGACUCAGUGUUCCUUGAAGAUAUUAAGCCCUUGGUGAUGCAGGAGCUGAGGAAGGUGCUUCAAUUAGACAAUUAUGAACCACAACAGGAAAACACUGAGGAUCAAAACGCUUACCUUGCUACAGAUGAUAUGAUGUAUGAUCAUGCAGAUAAUUUUGACAUUUAUGAUGAAUAUCCUUAUGAAGAACAUCACCCACAAAAUUAUGAGCUUCAAAAUCCUGAAAUAAGCCCUGAAAAAGAUUAUCCCGAACCUCUUUUUGAGAGGAGGCCGACAGGAGAUCGUGGCCAGAGAAGUAAAAGCCAGGAAAGGAGAUUUAGUAUGGAACAGCGUCGUUUAUCCAGAUUAAGUGCAGAACAAAGAUCAACUGAAAAUAUGUAUUCUGCUUCUGAUAUAUCUGACAGAGACAAACAUCGGAGAAGUGUUGAUAGAAAAUCCCAUGACGAACCUGUUUUAUGUGAGCCAUUGCCUAUUUUUGACAGUAAUGCUGAGCAUUUUUCUGAAGAAGAAGAUCCAUUUGCUGAUUUGGAUAAACAAUAUCAUGUGGCUGUUGACCAUAAUUUCAUACAAGAUUAUAAUGUCAGCCCCCAACAAUCAAUUACUAGCAAUAGGUCAAAGUCACCUCCAAAGAAUGAAAUAGAAACUCCUGUCAAAACUUCAAUGGAUAUCAAAACUGAAAUUGAUGCUCAAUUGUUUAAUAUUGCCAAAUCUCCACUAGAAAUAAUACCAAGUGUCAAUGAAAUCUACAAAGGCACACCUAAAAAGGACAUUCAAAUGAAACAUGAAUGCAAUAUUACACCUGUGAAAAAAACUGACAAUGACACUCCAAUAAAAAAGGAAUUCAUUACGCCAGUUAAAAAUCAUAAUGAGGAUACGAUUUUGGAUAGCCAUAUCAAACAAGCGAAAAGUUCACAAGAAAAGAAAUUAGAUCACAGAGUUGGGAACUCUGAAAAUAAUAGCAACCUGAUGAAAAGGUCAUCAUCAGGCAGUUCACGCAAAAGAUCACUAGACCAGCGACCGUCUCAUCGAAAAGAAAAACGUAAAAAAAGUGAAUCAAGUCAAUCUGAGCCUAGCAAACAGAUAUUAAACAAAAAUAUAAUAAUAAAUGUAAAUGAUUGUGCUUCUAAGAAAAAUGAAAAAUGUUCAGAGGCUGCUGCAAAAUCUAUUUUUAACUUAUUUUUCUCAAAAGGAGAGCACAGUAAAGAGCCAGCAAAAGAUACAAAUAAAACAGAAUCUGCAGACAAAAGUUACUCAGAUAAAUAUGUGAAAAGAAAAGAGCAGAGUAUUGUUUCAAAAGAUGUUAAGCAAGGUGAGGCCAAGAAAAGACAUCGUUCUGUUUCAUCCAGUCAUUCCAAUGUAAGUCCUAAAGGUAAUAGUACAAGCAGCAAUAGUAGUAGUAACUUGCCCCAGAUUAAAUCAGAUUCGAAUAAAAACAAAUUAAAGCACAUAGACAUGUUUACAGAGCAAACACGUAAAGUAAGUUUACAUCAGUCGAACAGGAAUACAGCUUUACCACCUAUGACACCAGAGAAAGUUAUUGAGGAGAAUAAAGCCAAUAUACCCACAAUCAAAGUUAAGAAAACAGUCUUUCCAUCAACAAAGUUAAUAUCAAAAGAAACACAGACAUUUGAAAGCAAGAAAUGUAUUUCUCGUUUUAUCCAAACCGAAAGGAAGAAGUUAUCAGUCAAAGCAAUACAAACAGAUCCUGUAACAUUUGAGAAAUCAGGGUCCAAGUCCACUGAUACCUUUGAGAGAAUGAAAGAGAUUGAUCUAGAAAUACAAGUAUUGCUGCAGGAGAAGUUUAAACUGUACAGUUCAUUGGAAACUAAAGAUCCAAACCAGACCUUAGGUAUGACAGUUUUGAAUGUGGUACCAUUUGAAGAAGAUAAAGAACAAGGCAGCCUAACUGAAUCUGAAGAUGCAAUUGUUGCAGACUUCACCAGUAUACCUGUGGAAGAACUUGAACAAAUUGCACUUGAAACUGUAGAUGAUGAUGAUGCAUUUGAAACUCGUAAGAGUAAAAAGAGUCAACGCCAAAAAGUAUUGGAGCGAGAGAGGACGACGUCAAGGAGUCCAUCAAAAAGCAGCAAGAAAGGAAAAGGUCCUAAUAUAUCACUAAUAGAGCAAAUAAUCACUGAUGAUAGACCUCUAGAAGAUAUAAUAUCUCUCGAUGAUUUGGAAUGUUCUCCUGUUAAAUCUAAAAGGAAAUUGUCGAAACAGACAAAACCUAAGAAGAAGACUUCUAAUAAAAAGAGGAGUAAGCAAACAAAAGCAAUGUACAAUACAAUCAAACAUGGAUACAAUUUGAAGGAAUGUUGUGUGAUCUUACACAGAGAUGAUAUUGAAAAUUAUUAUCAAAAUAAAAGAGAGCAAUCAGACUUAGUUUUCACAAAGCUGCCGGAUGAACCAGCAGUUAUUGUGGAGACGAUUCCAGUAUUCGCCGAUACAGAAAUAGAAUCCAUGUAUUCUGUGCCAGAAAGGGAAGAAACUAUUCAGGAGACCAUUGUCAAUGACGAUUCUGUUAAUGUGAAUGACAUUCAUUUUGAUAUGUUAGAUGUGUCUGAGGAUAUUGUCAUUGGAGAUGUUUAUGAUGUGAAAUCUAAUGACAAAGAUGUAGGAGGGAGGAUGGAUAUGUCUGUUAGUGAGGAGAUAAUAUUGGACAAUAGUCAGUCGUCCGAGGAUGUAGCGCAAGCGGAGGCAGCACAGCCGGACAGUCAAUGCAAAAUGUAUGAUUUCUCAACUGAUGAAAACCUUCGUCGAGACGCUCACAUGGUAACUUCGAAUCCUGAUGCUGUCCUCGCUUUGGAGUGUGUGGAAAACAACAAUUUCCUGGCUGCGUGUCUGGACGGCAAUGUAUACCACUAUAGCAGCGAUGGGCAGCUGAUCACCACGCUGCGCGGGUACAACCAGCCGGUCACAUGCCUCAACAUCGUAAGGGACAAGUACGGGACAACUGUGUAUACCGGCUCGCUGGACUCGAGGAUACGAUACUAUGAUUUGGAGUCAGGCAUGGAGAAGGGCCCGGAGUGCAACGUGCUGAGCCCCAUACAGUCCAUGGACCGCGCCUGGGACACCGUGUUCGUCGGCACCAGGACUGGCUUCGUGCUGCAAUUUGAGUGCAAGAAUAAUAUGCUAAUACCAGUGAGCACUGUGAAAUUCUCAGAGCAGUCGAUCCUAGCUCUGAGAGCGAUGAAGGAGGGCCCUCGCAAGGUGCUGCUGGUGGCAGCGCGCGCGGAGGAUGUCACAGUCCGGGACGCCCAGACUGGCCUUCUGCUGCGGACUCUCAGCGGGCCCAAGAUGACCGUCUACAGCUUGCUGUAUGAGGACGGGAAGGUGUAUUGCGGGACCAGCAGCCAUCAGAUACAUGUCUUUGAUUAUGCUAGCAGCAGCCACGUGGCGACUCACUCGGGCGGUAAGGGGGUAGUCUGUCUGCGCGCGAGCGGCGGCCUAUUGUUUGCUGGCUGCUACGACGGCUGCGUCUACGUCUACAGGGAAGGCGAGCCUCGUCCGCUGGCGCAGCUACGAGGCCCCGGCGUCAUGUUGCUGUCCCUCGCCAUCGUUGGCAGCAAGAUCAUAGCUGGCUACAAAGACAGAGGGCUGCACAUAUGGAAGAUACCACUGGGCAUACUGCAAGAGAUGAUUUUGUAAAUACCUUGGGUUAGAUUUAAUCUCACCUACUGUUUAAAACAUUAAAUUAAAGAACACUAAUUUUUUUUAGUAUAUACAUUGUAUAUAAUAAAAGAGUUUACCUAGUUGCA
Molecule: messenger RNA, 5024 nt
Organism: Plodia interpunctella (Indianmeal moth)
Lineage: Eukaryota; Metazoa; Arthropoda; Insecta; Lepidoptera; Pyralidae
Exons: 7
Coding region: 142-4914 (1590 amino acids)
Molecular function (GO): RNA binding; protein binding
Source: RefSeq, a predicted model, not a curated record